AAAACGCGGACUGGAUGCACGAAACAAAACAUGUAAAACAUACGGCUCCGGAUUAGGGAGUAGACAUUUGCAUAGUUUGAAGACGUAGUGAUAGUUAGAGACAGGUGCGAACACUUCGCUGAAACUAAACGAGUAAUCAGGGAUAGCAUAGGGAGGCGGAGUUACAGAACAGUGCAGAAAUACUAAGAGAUAGCGUUAGUGAGUUAGUUACGUGAAUAUUUCUAAACUACCCAAUAAAAGUGAUUGUUAGUUAGUUAGACAGACAGUAAGUGUAUUAAUCGGAAACCUAGAUUAGUAGUAGUUAGUACGAAUAGUGCUUUACAACAUUUAACUACCAAGAAAAAGCAGGAAGUAAGAAUCGCGAGUUUUUAGAAAAAAGUUGAAAAACUGAAAACUACCGUAACCACCCGAAUAGUGGGACACGCAGACAGGGGAGUGACUAGACUGGUAAACAUUCAGACGCAGACAUAACAGGGGAGGACAAUGGAGAACUGUAAUGGGAAACAUAAACCAGGCUAUCUGCUGUACAAAGCAACGUGACCAGCAAGACGUAGCGGCACCAGAGGGCUGAGUUUAUAAGAAAAGCAGACGAAGCGAAAGUAAAGAGUGCAGGACGAGAAGAGGGCACGGAUUCGCCUGGCUUGUCCUUAGUCUUACAAGCUUGAAAUGGAGGAUGCGGAAGAAAACAUUUUCAAUGGCUACCUGAGGCGCAAUAUGGCAAAGAUUGUGACUAAAGUCAAAGUGAGAGAGAUUGUGCCACAUCUUCCUAGCCUUACACAGUCAGAACGGGAGAAUAUUGAAGUGAAGCGAGAAAACACAGGCAACUACAACGCUAUGCAGCUGCUUCUCAGCUGUCUGAGAUGCAAGGAUAACUGGCUGGAGGAAUUCAUCAGUGGCCUGCAGACAUGUGAGCAUAGCACCCUCGCCAGCCAAAUCCAAGAAGAAUUCAAGUCCCUGAAAAUCCAGCUCAAUGGCAGCACUCUUGCUCCUAUGGCCCCUACAUCUGGUGGAACCCUCCUGCCACCUCACAACCCCAGCACAAUUUCAACCCCUAAAAUGGAUGAGGCAGCAGAUUCAGCCACACCCCUUCCCCCUGAGAUUUUAGCCAAUCACACAGGUCCAUCAUCUGCUGUAGUCCAAUUCCAGAGCGGCCUAGAACCUGUUGCCUCUGAGGAUAUUGGAGCUGUCUCCUCAAAUGUCCUUGUCACCCCAAGAACUCACAUCUCCUCACCUGAAGUACAUCAUCCAGGCCCCCAGGAGCUCCUAAUGAAACCAGACAAAAAGCUGCAAAGUGCUUCUGAUAACCCCAACGACAGCUCCAAGUCAACUGUUGGUCAGGUUUUGGCAAAAGAUCUGGUUUCAAGUCAGUCCCUGGCAAGUCCAACAAAGGAUGUAGCUGGAGUCACGGCUUCAUUUAAUGUACAAGAUGUCACAGAUGGCCUCAUUUCUCUUUACUGUCUGGGAGGAACCUCAGCAGAUGAAGAAGUGUGUGCCAAUAAGCCAGUGCUGCUGAUCUCCAUCCACAGUGUCCAGGUGCACCAGCCCUUCGACAGUCCGUCUACCUUUCAACCUAUCGGAGAUGAGGGUGCAUACUCUGGCGAAUCUGGCAACCUUGGCUGUAGAUCCAAUUUGUCACACCACACUUAUGAAAGUGUCAAUGCAGAGAGUAUAGCCCUUAGCAAUGCAGAGAAUUCAGCCCUCAGCGAUAAAGAGCAGGGGGCUCCUGGAGAUGCAGAGAAUGUGGCCCCCAGUGAUGUAGACAGUGUAUCCCUCAGUAAUGUGGAGAAGGUUGCCAUUGGUGAUGUAGGUGGUGUAGCCCUCAGUGACACAGAAGCGGUGGCUCCUAGUGAUACAAUGAGUGUUGUCCAAGGUCCAGCCGAAAGUGAAGCCUUCAGUGAUGCAACAAAGGUUGCUCCUGGGGAAAUUGAAAAUGUAGCACUCUGUGAUACAGAGAGGGUUGCCCCUGCUGAUGGAGAAAGUAAAGCCCUCUAUAAUGCAGGGAGGGUUGCCCCUGGCAAUGUAGAAAGUGGAGCCUUCUGUGAUGGAAAGAAGGUUGUCCCUAGCGAUAUAAAAAGUGAAGCCCUCUGUGAUGCAGAGAGCAUUGCCCCAGGCCAUGCCAAAUGUGUAACCUUUCGUGAAAAAGAGGUGCUUACCCCUCAUGAUGCAGAGGGUGUAUUUUCUGGUGACAUCAGAAGUGCAAUUGGAAAUGUUGAAAGUUUUUUGCCUGAAAAUAAAAACACUAUUGUUCCUAGUGAUGAGGAUGGCAACACAGAGAGCAUUGCUCUUUACAGUCUAGAGAAUGUAGUCUGUGACAACAAUGAAAAAGUUACUGUUAAUGCAAAGCAAUUAGUAGGUGACAAUACGGAAAGCAUUGUUUGUGAUGAAAUAGAGAGCAGUUCCCUUGAAGCUCCAGAGAGCAGAGCUGAAACAAAUUACUGUGACUCUGCUUACUAUGACACUAACACAUCCAGUCGCAAUCCAGAGAGUGUGAUCCAUGAGAGUGUAGGACCCAACAACAUCCAGAAUAGAGCAGCAGACUUCAUGGAGAAUACUGCCCCCUGUAGCAUGGACCUGGGUACCAGAGAUCCCAGUUAUACCCAUCUAGCCCAAAAUGUGUGGAAGGAGAAUGGCUGUGACAUAGCCCACCAGGUGAUCAGCUCACCCAAUGCUCCAUCCUCCAACCACCUCCACUCGGAGAGCCUUUUUCCUAGUAAGGCAGAUAACCGGAGGGAAAGUGGGGCCCUUUGUGAGGGAGACAGUAGGGCCCAGGUCAUUUCAGAGUUUGGGGCCCUUUGCAACACAGAUAGUGGGGCCCCUGCUGAGGGGCAUAGUGAGGCCUCUAGUGAGGAGGAAAAUGGUGAUACAGAGAGUGAGUCCCCUGGUGAGGAAGACAAUGGAGCCACAGAUAACCCUGAUGGUGGGGCUCCUGUUGUUGGGGAAAGUGGAGCCUCAGGUGACAAAGACGGUGGGGCCCCUGGAGAGGGAGGUAGUGGGCUACCAGGAGACAGAAACAGUGGGGCACCUGGAAAUGGAGAUAGUGGGGCCUCUAGGGAGGGAGAUGGUGCGUCAACUGGGGAGGGAGACAUUGGAUCCCCUGGAGAGGUUGAGAGUGGUGGACCUCAGGAGGAAGACAAUGCAGAACCAGCAGUUAGAGACAGUGGGGCCCCAGGAAAAGGUGAUGCCAUGAUUCCUGGCAAACAACAAAGUGGGGGACCUGGAGAAGGUGGCCCCGGAGAAGUAGAAAAUAAGGAACCAGAAGUGAGAAACACAGGGACCCAAGGAGAAGGAGGAGAUAGUGAUGCAACAGGUGGCAUAGACAGUAGGGUUGUUGAUGAGCUGGCAGUUGUAGUCCCCAGGUCUACAGAGCUGCCCCAAAAUAAUUCAGAAGGGAAUCAGGACUUCAACCAUAUUGAGGCGAAUUUUCAUGCCUCCUUGUCCACCCACAUUCCAAAGAACCCUGUUCCCAGUGAUGUGGAGAGUGCAACUUCCAAUGUGGUGCAGACCAGAACCCCAGGUCACCUAAAAAAUGAGGCAAUCCACAAAGAGCUGGUGGAGAAUCAGUAUAAUUCCACUCACACUGACAUCAAUUCACCAUCCUCUGCUUUGUCCAACCACAGCCCAGAGAUAGGUUGCCCCCAAGGAACAGAAAGUACUCCUGGAGACAUGGAACCACUCCAUCUUGAGACAGAGGAAAACUACUGUAGUGCUGUCCACGGUAGGAUCAACUUGAGUUCUGCAGAAUCUUUCAUCCCCAGUACAGACAGCAGAUCCUCUAACAACAUGGGUAGCCAAAUCCCCAGUGACACCAGCUCCACUCACCUGACCAUCGAUUUGACCUCUCAUGCCUCACUGAACCACAAGCCAGACAGUGCUGCCAACGUUGCUAUGGAGUUGCACACCCACAAGCCUAUGAAGAACCAAUGCAGCACUCUCUGCUGUGACAUUAUCAAUGAGCAAGAUGUGGAGAAGGAGUUCUGCAUGUCUGAAGAUUUGGAUGUCCAGAAUCAAACUACCUCUGGUAAAACACCAGUGAAAGUUAUCACAGAGAAGAGGCUAGAGGCUUUUUCAGAGCAGGGCCAGCCAAUCCUUAGCCCGCUGGGAAACUACUAUGUCCCUGCUGCUAUAGCUGGAGUGGUUGUUGCAGCAAUACUGUGGCAACUGAAGAAGUAGGUAGUCAGUACUAGUGAGUACUGCUCGUCCGACAGGACUUUUUGCCAAGGUGUAACAAAUAGCAAGUAUACAGUAUACGACUGAAGAAGCUUCAGGACACUGGGAUUUAUUGUGAGUCACAGACACUUGCAGUAAAUCACAGUGUGCUGAAGUUUCUUUCAAUCAUCUACAGAGUAAGUAGACUUAAGUGUCAGGUUUGAGAUGGAGUAAGCAGAAAGGGCUCAGUUGCUGUUAAACUCCAUAAGCUCAAUCUCUAUUCUCUAUCAAGCACUUCAGACACAGCUACAGGUGCAGUCAAUUAAAAUGAGUAUGGGAUUCCACAGAAAUCGGAUGACACUUUUAUUGUACAAAAAAAAGGAAAUUCAAGCAAUAACCUGCAGUGGUUGUCAAGAAAACCAGGAGGCGCAAGGAGAUGCAGAUAUCCAUUUCAGCCAUUUUGAAAGUUCAGUCUGUUGAACAGGCUAGUGGAAAUUUCUUGCAAAUUAUUCAAUGACUUAACAGAGCAACCAAAAAUUAGUAUCAGGACAACAAAUUAGAGGUAGGCUACAUUAUGGGGUUGUUAUUGCCUCAUAAAUAAAGAAAUAUAAACCAAACACAAAUAAAAUGAGAUUUCCAAAUAAUUUAACUUGCAAAAUAAUUGGUUAACAAAUUAGCAUAAUUGUUUCACAAAUAGGCCUAUCUUGUUGCACUCACAAUCUCCACCGAACUGACAAACAUUUACAUUUUUGACACGCCUUUCACACGAAGCAACGAUCCGGGAACGUCCUGUGUUUGCUAUUGUUGUGAAAGGGUUUCAUUUUAAAUCAGUUGUGGCAUUCUUUACUUCAACAAAAUAGUUUUGCAGCUUUUAUUUUUACUAUUGGCCUACGUUUCAAGAACAGUCCAUUAACUCCAAAACUUCCAUCUAAAAAGACAGUGACAGUGACGGUGGUCUGAGUAUCUCAGAAACUUCUGAUCUCUUGGGAUUGUCAUGCAGAACAGUCUCUAGUUUGCAGAGAAUGGUGCAAAAAAACAGAAGUAUCCAGUGAGCAGCAGUUCUGCGGGCAAAAAUGCAUGAGAGAGGUCACAGGAGACAGCUGACAGGAAGGUGACAGUAAUGCAAAUAACCACACAUUACAAUUUACAACAAUGGUAUGCAGAAGAUCAUCUCUGAAUACAGAACGUGUCAAACCUCUAAGUGGAUAGGCUACAGAAGCAGAAGACUCGUCUUCUGCCAAGUCAAAAAAAUAAGUCAAAUAAAUACCUAAUAAAGUGUUCAUAAAGAAUGCAGUACUCCCUAUGCUAUCCAAUGCUAGACAUAGUAAUCAGUACAUUUUAAGUGUCUCCCCGCGGAUCAGCCCUUAUUUUAAAUGACUCCAACUGGAAAAAGAUACAUUUUAUGAAGAAGUGGGACCAAACUCAAUCUGGUUUAUACCCUUGGUCCAAAUACUAUAAUGUGCAUCAAGCUGAAAUGUAAGUCCACAUUGGUGAUUAAGAACUUAAUGUGCUCAUCGUAACAGCUUCAUCUUGAAUGUAACUCAAGAAAACACACCCACACCCAAAAGUUUGGAAUCGCCUUGCCUUUUUCAGCUUUUUAUUCUUUAAUAUUUAAGUUUAUCUGUUUGUAAUCCAACAAUGCACAUGUGUUUUAUGUGCAGAGCUUUUAUUAAAAGGUAUUUUAUACAUUUUAGUUUCACCAUGUAGUAAUUCCAACACUUUUUAUAUGUAGUCCCCAAUUUCAAUGUUUGAGUAAAAUUAAAGUAAAAUAAAAGUCAUGUUUUGUAUUUCGUUGCACAUCUUUGCAUGCCAUGACUUGCUGAUAUCUGUGACGUGUUAACACCAUCAGAGUCAGGAUAUCAAAUUUUCAGGUUGUCCUUCAAGCGAUACUAAAACUCUUUACAUUAGAAGGGAUCUCUAUGGGAAUUGGGGGGUGGGAGUAUCGAACACAUUUAUUGACUAAAUGGUUUUAAGUCAUCAAGGGUCCAAGGUAUCAAAUGAGCCUGAAACCAUCAUGCUGCUGCCAGAUAUACAGUAGACACUACAAUAAUUCAACAUUAUGUUAAUUUGUCUCAUAUACCGAAAUGGGGGACUACAUGUAAAGGUGCUGUAGUUACAACAUGGUGAAACCAAAAUGUUUUAAUACCCUUUCAUAAAAGUCUGCGCUUAGACCAAAGCUAAAUAACAUGUAACAUCUAACGUGUGAAUUGUUUGAUUAUAAUCAGAGAAAAUUAAAUAUUAAAGCAAAAAAGGUGACCAAGGUGAUUCCUAAACCUUGAUCUGGGGUAUACUUUUCUGACCACCAGUCUCCAAAUCUACCUAAACUGAAAAAGAAAACAAGGAUAGACACUAUACUACAAUUUCCUUUUCACAUUUAAUAAUACAUUAGUAAUUUAGAGUGUUCACAAUAAGACAUUUUCCACUUUCCAUCUCACAGUAGUAAUAUUAAAAUUAAUCUUUUUUUAGCACUGCAUACAGAGGCUGUAGUGUCAAAUAAUUAAAGCUAUGAUUAACUUUGUGCUUUUAAUUAAAUCCUUUCUGAAAAUGAAUGACAAAGAAAGAACAUACUCUAUAUUAGUGUAACGUAGUGUAUAUAAGCAGAGACAAAUAGAUAUAUUCUAGAUCUACCUGUACAUAGUAUAGUCAACAAUAACUUUAUUCAAAUGUUUAUUGUUUAGUAUUUUUCCUGAUUUAGAUUUCUCUUUAUACAUUUUAAAUGAAUGGGAUAUUUUUUGCUUUAAAAACAAAUAGUCUCUCUAAAUGUCAUAUGGAAUAUAGGGGGACAGCAAGUGAAUGGCCAAACAGAACAGACAGUCCUCUGUUGCUGUGGCAUUUUUGUGAACGCAAGGGACAUUUUAUAUGUUGUCAUGGAGUCCCUACAUACCAUGGGCAACCUGACCUUUUACUUCUGUGCCCUCAGUCCUGCCUGCCAACUUCCUUCUUUUACAAUGUGCUAUCAAUAAUUUACC
Messenger RNA from Conger conger (European conger), 7115 nucleotides. RefSeq lists its product as uncharacterized. The record is from RefSeq and is a predicted model, not a curated record. NCBI's taxonomy places the organism in Eukaryota, Metazoa, Chordata, Actinopteri, Anguilliformes, Congridae. Bases 667 to 4170 code for a protein of 1167 amino acids. The transcript is spliced from 6 exons.